GCCUUUGUCGCGUUAGACCUUCGCCGCCUUGUGUCCUCGGCUCCCGGAGGCCCCGGUGAUUCUGCCACAGCCUCGGCCUCCGUCGCUCCGUGAGCUGCGGGCAUCGGAUGAUUCGUAGCUAAGACUCCGCGACACCCUGAAGCCCAGAAAUGGAACUCUUAACAUUCAGGGAUGUGGCCAUAGAAUUCUCUCCAGAAGAGUGGACAUAUCUGGACCCUGCCCAGCAGAAUUUAUAUAGAGAUGUGAUGUUGGAGAACUACAGAAACCUGGUCUCCCUAGGUGUGGCUAUCUGUAACCCAGACCUGGUCACCUGUCUGGAGCAAAGAAAAGAGCCCUGCAAUGUGAAGAUACGUAAGACAGUAGCCAAUCCCCCAGCUGUGUGUUCUCAUUUCACCCAAGACCUUUGGCCAGAGCACAGCAUAGAAGAUUCAUUCCACAAACUUAUACUGAAAAGACAUGAGCAUUUAAGAAAAAGUUUUAAAAGUGUGAAUGACUGUAAGGUGCAGAAAGGAGGUUAUAAUGGAAUUAACCAAUGCUUAUCAACUACCCAGAGCAAAAUAAUUCAAGGUAAUACAUGUCUCAAAAUUUUUAAUGAAUAUUCAAAUUCAAACAAACAUAAGAUAAGACAUACUGGAGAGAAAACCUUUAAAUGUAAAGAAUGUGGCAAAUCAUUUCACGUGUUCUCAAGCCUAACUCAACACAAAAGAAUUCAUACUGGAGAGAACCCCUACACAUGUGAAGAAUGUGGCAAAGCCUUUAAUUGGUCCUCAGUUCUUACUAAACAUAAGAGAAUUCAUGCUGGAGAGAAACCCUACAAGUGUGAAGAAUGUGGUAAAGGCUUUACUCAGUCCUCACACCUUACCAAACAUAAGAGAAUUCAUACUGGAGAGAAACCCUACACAUGUGAAGAAUGUGGUAAAGCUUUUAACCAAUCCUCAACCCUUAAUUUACACAAGAGAAUUCAUUCUGGACAAAAAUACUAUAAAUGUGAAGAAUGUGGCAAAGCCUUUAAGUGGUCCGCAUCCCUUAAUGAACAUAAUAAGAGAAUUCAUGUUGGAGAGAAACCCUUCUCAUGUGAAAAAUGUGGCAGUGUCUUUACCACAUCCUCAGACUUUGCCAAACAUAAGAGAAUUCAUACAGGAGAGAAACCCUACAUAUGUGAAGAAUGUGGCAAAUCCUUUAAUAGGUCAACAACUCUUACUACACAUAAGAGAAUCCAUACCGGAGAGAAACCCUACACAUGUGAAGAAUGUGGCAAAGCCUUUAAUUGGUCCUCAACCUUUAAUGUACACAAGAGAGUUCACUCUGGAGAAAAUCCCUACAAAUGUGAAGAUUGUGGCAAAGCCUUUAAAGUGUUUGCAAACCUGCGUAAGCAUAAGAAAAUUCAUACUGGAGAGAGACCCUACGUAUGUCAAGAAUGUGGCAAAGCCUUUAAACAGUCCACGCACCUGAAUAAACAUAAGAAAAUGCAUACUGGGGAGAAACCCAACAAAUUUAAAGAAUGUGGAAAAGCCUUUAAGCAGCGCUCCAACCUUCCUCAACAUAAGAGAACUCAUACUGGAGGAAAAUUUUAGAAAAGUGAAGAAUGUGGGAGUCUUUAAGUAUUCCUCAAUCUUUUCUAAUCAUAAUUCAUACUGGAGAGAAACUCCACAAAUGUGAAAAAUGUGACAAACCUUUUAACCACACCACAAUCUGUUCUAAACAUAAGAGAAAUGAUAUUGAUGAAUAGCCAUUAAAAAUAUGAAAAAUGUGGCAAAGCCUUCAAAUGCUUGUCACAUCUUACUGUAGGUAAUUUUUAUUUUUGAGACAGAGUCUUGCUCUGUUGCCCAGUGCUAUGGUGCAGUCUCAGCUCGCUGCAACCUUUGCCUCCCGGGUUCAAAGGAUUC
Molecule: messenger RNA, 1886 nt
Organism: Cebus imitator (Panamanian white-faced capuchin)
Lineage: Eukaryota; Metazoa; Chordata; Mammalia; Primates; Cebidae
Product: zinc finger protein 718-like
Exons: 4
Coding region: 150-1574 (474 amino acids)
Biological process (GO): regulation of transcription by RNA polymerase II
Cellular component (GO): nucleus
Molecular function (GO): RNA polymerase II cis-regulatory region sequence-specific DNA binding; DNA-binding transcription activator activity, RNA polymerase II-specific
Source: RefSeq, a predicted model, not a curated record